This is a messenger RNA of Salvelinus namaycush (lake trout), 1003 nucleotides long. RefSeq names its product thromboxane-A synthase-like. The coding region runs from base 91 to 864 and encodes 257 amino acids. The record is from RefSeq and is a predicted model, not a curated record. The transcript is spliced from 5 exons. Gene Ontology annotation, molecular function: heme binding; steroid hydroxylase activity; oxidoreductase activity, acting on paired donors, with incorporation or reduction of molecular oxygen, reduced flavin or flavoprotein as one donor, and incorporation of one atom of oxygen. NCBI's taxonomy places the organism in Eukaryota, Metazoa, Chordata, Actinopteri, Salmoniformes, Salmonidae.
UUAUUUAUUUUACCAGGUUUUUGGAAAUUCUCCCGCUACCCCAUUUUCAUAUCGGAAUCUAGAUGAGAGUGUUUCUCUGUCUCUAUCCCCAUGCAGAUGGGUCCUCUGAUCAACACUGCUACUGACACCCUGCUCACCAACCUCAAUUGUCAUGCUGAGUCUGGAGAGAGCUUUGACAUUCACAGGUGUUUUGGCUGUUUCACCAUGGAUGUGAUAGCCAGCGUUGCAUUUGGCACUCAGGUGGACUCUCAGAAGGACCCAGAUGACCCGUUCGUCCACCACGCCCAGAAGUUCUUCUCUUUCUCCUUCUUCACACCCAUCAUGUUCGUCUUCAUUGCUUUUCCAUUCCUGAUUCCUCUGGCCCGGGUCCUCCCCAACAAGAGGAGGGAUGAGAUGAACAACUUCUUCAUCAACUGCAUUCAGAAGAUCAUCAGACAGAGAGAUGAGCAGCCAGUUGAAGAGCGGCGGCGAGACUUCCUACAGCUGAUGCUGGACACGCGGAGCAGCAAGGAGUGUGUGUCGCUGGAGCACUUUGACGUGGUCAACCAUGCAGAUGAGCUGGCCCCCAGACACACUCACACAAACCAGCAAGAAAAUGUUGACGUCAGCCAUGAGUCACCCAACAGGCGCUCGGUUCAGACCCAGAAGAGGAUGAUGUUGGAUGAUGAGAUAGUGGGCCAGGCGUUUGUGUUCUUCUUGGCGGGGUAUGAGACCAGUAGCAACACCCUAGCCUUCACCUGCUACCUCCUGGCUCUUCACCCAGAGUGUCAGAGCAAACUGCAGCCUGAGGUGGAUGACUUCUUCACCAGAUAUGGAUUUAUGACCAAGAGACCCAGUCCUAUAUCAACUCCACCUCAGCUGUAAUAAGUCCAUCUCUGCAGCAGUACCAGUCUGCCACUCUGCAGGCCAGCAGAGGUGAUGAGUGUGAAAGACAGACAGUGAUGGGCCCUGGCUGGAACAAAAAUAAAUGAGAGAGACUGGGGAUGGGCAGAGAGGGAGGGGU